Messenger RNA from Stylophora pistillata, 2896 nucleotides. Its product is annotated as cyclin-F. The record is from RefSeq and is a predicted model, not a curated record. NCBI's taxonomy places the organism in Eukaryota, Metazoa, Cnidaria, Anthozoa, Scleractinia, Pocilloporidae. Gene Ontology annotation, molecular function: protein binding.
UCUCAGAAUCCAGCCGUUGCAAUUACCUUUCUAAUUCAUUCGUAGUUUAGACCAAUACUUUUGCUCUAAACUUCAGAUUUCCUCUCUUAUAAUAGUUUUAAUUAGUUUUCUAUCCUCUAGCACAAAAUAGUUUCACCGUGCUUUCGAAAAAUGAAGCUUCGAACGCGAAUUCCAUCACGAGCGAGGGCUUCAAUGCUCGCCUUACCAGAAGAAGUUAUCCUUCUUAUCCUAAAGCGUUUUACAGCGCAUGAAUUGAUGGAUCUUAGAAUGGUUUGUUCCAGACUCAAGUUACUCGUAGACGAAUCAUCUAGUCUCUGGAUUUCAGCUUCUUUCCUCGGAGUUUGGCCAUCACUCAAAAAUCUGCCUCUUCUACAAAGGGCUGCAAAUUUGGGAAAUCCAGAGGCUCUUAUCAAGCUCGGACUCGCUCAUUUGUAUAACGAAGGAAUUUCAGAAAAUGGAGAGAAAGGUGUCAACGCAAAAGAAAAUGGUCGUCUUGCGGCAGAAUUCUUUUUUAAAGCAGAAAGCAUCAUUCAAAAUGGUGCGCCAUUCACAUGGUUUUUUGUGCGUCCUCCUUGGGCACCUUCUGGUGUGUGCUGUAAAUCCUGUGUCUUCAAUAGUAUGGUGGAGCUGUGUUCAGAUCCUGUGGUCAAUAGCUCAAUGUUGUACAGUGUAGGAAAAAUACUUAGUUUGCAUGAGGAUGCAAAGAAAAAGGAAGAGAGUCUACAGUGGCUGAAAAAUGCUGCAAACCAAGGGUCUUGCCAUGCUGCAUAUGAUCUAUGGAAACUGAGAUUUUGUGAAGGUCCAAUGGAACCUUACUCAAAACUGGAGAGACUUAGAGAACUGCGAGACUGUGCUAUAGCCAGUCAUCCUGAUGCUCAACUUACUCUAGCCCUUGAAUAUGCGAGAGGAAAUCUGGGUGGGGUCACUAAAACACAAGUGGCAGAGUUUAUAUCACAGUUUGUCUCAAGAUCAAGGCCACUUAAUAGCCACAAGCUCUUCAACUUUCAAACUGAACUCAACAGCACAAUGAGAUAUAUCUUAGUUGACUGGCUUGUAGAAGUAGCUGUAAUGAAGGAUUUUCCUAGUCAGAUAGUUCACAUUGCUGUUAGCUGUGUAGAUAAAUAUUUAAUGCCGUGCAAAGUGCAGAGAUCAGAGUUGCAACUUCUUGGAAUCACCUGCAUGUUAAUUGCAGCAAGAUUUCAAGGAACAGAUAUUGUUACCAUAAGGGAAGCUGCCUGGUUGACUGACGGCACCUACAAGUACGAAGAAGUAGUAAGAAUGAUGGGUGAGGUGAUGUCCUCUAUCAAGGGUCAAGUCAGAGUCCUCACCAUUCCUGAUUUUCUUCAGCUGUUUUGUUCACUAGCAGCAGUGAGUCAAAAGACUGAAUGUAUUGCUCGGUAUGUGGCAGAUUUGUCCAUUCUUCAUACAGAAUGUGGAAGGUUCUCACCAGCUGUUAUGGCUGCAUCAUCAGUUUUGUUGGCAAAUGCAAUUCAACAAAUUGCGACUCCAUGGGCACCACACAUGCAUGAAAUUACUGGCCUCAGUCCAGCGGAUCUUUUGGAUUGUACCAUUCAUUUACACCAACAAUGUCUGGUGGAUGAUUGCCCAACAGAUCAUAGAAAUGUUAAGCUGAAAGCUAUUAAACAAAGAUAUUCAGAUGAAAGGUUCAUGAAAGUUAGCGAAAUAAAGGUUCCCAACCGCGAAGAGUUACGUCGUUGUCUCCGUCCCGUGGUCCUCCAUUCCGAGGCGCUCUGUGGAAAACGCUCCGUUUGCGGCCAGGCAGUGGUGAAGCAUCCUGGGCAUGCGCAGCAUCUCAAUGCUGACGACAGCAUUUUGAAUACGAGUAUUAGCAGUUUGUCUGAGAGUGGUUACGAGGGCGAUAUGGAAGAUGAAGGUGAACAUAACAUUGACGAUCCCCUUCUUGACGAGGAAUUGUUUAGUGAGCUAGCUGAUGGUGAACACGCCAUGUUAAACAAGCAGUCUAGGGACUCUUCCUUCCUUAAAUGGGAAGAGUUUCCGAGAACGAGCUCAACGCCGAGUAUUCUUCACCCACCUGGCUUUCAAAAUGGAUUUGAUUUUGAAGUGCAAGACAUGGAGACAGACUCAGAACCCGUGAAUAUAGACAAUGGUAUUCACAGUGCGCGCGAAGUGUGCGUGCCAGUGGUUCUAGACGCAGAUGAAAAUAUGGAGUUGGGGGAAAUUUUUGUUAAACAAGCGGCUUCAAGUCUGGGGCGAAGGCCUUUAAGAUGUAUCGAGAAUAACAACGUCCCCUCUGGAGCUCCUAUUUCUUUGAAAUCCCAACGAAGAACUUCUGGCUGGAGUAAUUCUGUCGCUCAAUGAACUUGCCUUUGUGCCUAGUAUCUUAGCCUUUUUCUUUAUCUUUGCUCUUCCAUAUGGCUCGAAUCCUUUGUUUCCAAGCCUCGGAUUUUAAAAUUUUACGAUUACAUGGAAGAAUCCUAGUAAAAUAAUCUCAAGCGUAUGUCUGUCGAAAAUACAAAUCUAUUGGUUGUACAGUUUUAACCCCAUAUAUCAAUUUUAUUCCAACAUCUUUCGAGUGAAAAUUAUAUUAUAUAUAUUCAAGGAAUUAUAACCUACAUGUUGGCAUACUCAACAUUCUACAGUCCUCAAGGUUUCUGUUUUUUUUUUUGUUUGUUUUUUUUUCCUCGCACUCUGGACCAGUCCCCAAGUUUGAUAACGAAACUAAGAGGACUGAUAAGAAAGUUGAAAAUGCCGUUAUUUAAAUUGUACAGAAACAAAAAUUGCACAUAGUUUCUAAUUUAUAUCUUUUAGAGUGUUGCCGUUUUGGUGUAAAGGCUUGCUAGAAAAUUAACGGGAGAAUUGAUUGCGCAAAUGCUUAUGGUGUGACUCAUCGGAAGUGUCUAAAAAAAUAAAGUUA